GCCGAGCCCGGCGGGCGGCUGAAGCGCGUGGGGCCGGGCUGCGAGCGGGGCUCGCGGCGGUUACUCUGGUUACUGUCAGCAAGGGAUGCUGGGGCCCCGGCGGUCUGGCGUCCUCCCUGCGCUCUGACCGACGUUCUCUCCCGAGACGGCCAUUCACUCUCGAGGAAGGCCAAGUGACGGUCGGAUAGGUACGGGGCCGUGCCUUCGGGGCUCGCUGAGGAGAGAUUUCUAGGGAGGGCUGUGCUGCCCGGCUCCUGCCGCGCUUCGGGGCGCCGUGGCCAUCUUUUGUUGGAGAAGGCUGCCGGGCCAGUGUUGCUAGCUUUCCCAGCACCCAGAUCCUUCUGCGCCCCCAACUCCUGCCGACCAAGCACCUGCAGCUGCUGACAAAAAGACCUUUUACAGCCCGACGAGCGGACAUCGGAGUAUUCAGCUACUCUCGCCGCUUAGCUCGAGAGAGAGAGAGAGAGAGAGAGAGAGAGAGAGAGAGAGAGAGACACCUGUCUGUAAGUUGGCUGAAUGAAGAAGUGUCUGCUCAGGAGCUCUUGGAGGAGGCAGGCUUUAAAUGCUGCUUUCUAAGACCGGGACAACUUAAGAGACGCUUGUACUCUCAAUGAUUUCAAAAUUUGAUCUCGUCUGACUCUUGAUUCUGAAACUAUUGACAGGAAGGAGUUCGGCCUGUGUCCCGGGCCCCUUUUGAGAACUACAUUUUGAGGAGAACCUUUUAAUCGCCAAAACCCUCCCGAGGGGAAAAAAAAAGACCUUAAAAGCCCCCAAACACAAGAAUCCUCAGCCUUGGCUGGUGCCACCAAAGAAGCUUUUUGAGCCAUGUGGACUUUUCUUGGCAUUGCCACCUUCACCUAUUUUUAUAAGAAAUGCGGGGAUGUCACCCUGGCCAACAAGGAGCUCCUGCUGUGCGUGCUAGUGUUCCUGUCGCUGGGUCUGGUGCUCUCCUACCGCUGUCGCCAUCGAAACGCGGGCCUCCUUGGCCGCCAGCAGAGCGGCUCCCAGUUCGCUGCCUUCUCGGAUAUUCUCUCUGCUUUGCCUCUUAUUGGUUUCCUCUGGGCCAAGUCACCCUCCGAAUCAGAAAAGAAAGAGCAGCUGGAGUCCAAGAGGUGCAGAAAAGAAAUCAAUGUUUCAGAAACAACAUUAACAGGAGCAGCUACCUCAUUAUCGACAUCUUCACAGAAUGACCCGGAAAUUAUCAUUGUGGGAUCUGGUGUACUUGGAUCUUCUUUGGCAGCAGUUCUUUCCAGAGAUGGGAGAAAGGUGACAGUAAUCGAGAGAGAUUUAAAAGAGCCUGACAGAAUAGUUGGAGAACUUCUGCAGCCAGGUGGCUACCGUGUUCUUCAAGAACUGGGCCUCGGAGAUACAGUAGAAGGUUUUAAUGCCCAGUUUGUACAUGGCUACAUAGUUCAUGAUUGUGAAAGCAGAUCUGAAGUGCAAAUUCCGUACCCGGUGUCAGAAAACAGUCAAGUGCAGACUGGAAUUGCUUUCCACCAUGGCAAAUUCAUCAUGAGUCUCCGGAAAGCAGCUAUGGCAGAGCCCAACGUAAAGUUUAUAGAAGGUGUUGUGCUUCAGUUACUAGAGGAAGAGGAUGCUGUGAUAGGGGUGCAGUACAAGGACAAGGAGACCGGAGACACCAAGGAGCUGCACGCCCCGUUGACUGUGGUUGCAGAUGGGCUUUUCUCCAAGUUCAGGAAGACCCUCACCUCCAAUAAAGUUUCUGUCUCAUCUCAUUUUGUUGGCUUUCUUAUGAAGAAUGCACCACAAUAUAAGGAAAAUUUUGCGGAGCUUUUACUGAUCAAUCCAGGUCCGGUUCUCAUCUACCAGAUUUCAGCCAGUGAAACUCGGGUGCUUGUCGAUAUCCGUGGAGACAUGCCAAGGAACUUAAGAGAGUACAUGGUUGAGCACAUUUACCCACAGAUACCUGAUCACCUGAAGGAGCCAUUUCUGGAGGCAUCUCAGAAUGCUCGUCUGAGGACCAUGCCAGCGAGCUUUCUUCCUCCUUACCCAGUGAACAAACGAGGCGUCCUUCUCCUGGGAGAUGCAUAUAACCUGAGGCACCCUCUUACUGGUGGAGGAAUGACAGUUGCUUUCAAAGAUGUAAAAUUAUGGAGAAAGCUGUUAAAAGACAUUCCUGACCUUUAUGAUGAUGCUGCUAUUUUCCAGGCCAAAAAGUCAUUCUAUUGGUCAAGAAAAAGGACCCAUUCCUUUGUUGUGAAUGUGCUGGCUCAGGCUUUGUAUGAAUUAUUUUCUGGUACAGAUGAUUCUUUGCAUCAGCUACGGAAAGCUUGCUUUCUAUAUUUUAAACUUGGUGGAGAAUGUGUGACAGGUCCCGUUGGGCUACUUUCUGUAUUGUCUCCUCACCCUCUCGUGUUGAUCCGACACUUCUUUGCCGUUGCAGUCUACGCCACAUAUUUCUGCUUUAAAUCAGAACCGUGGGCUACAAAACCGCGAGCCCUUUUCAGCAGUGGUGCUGUCCUGUACAAAGCGUGCUCUGUGAUAGUUCCGCUCAUCUAUUCAGAAAUGAAGUACCUGGCUCACUGAAGGGGAAACCACUUGAAAGUCAAGUCCAUUGAGACUUGAGGAUGUAUAUAGUAUAGAACUGUGUGACUUCCACAGUGGAGACUCAAGGACCACGCUGUGUACAAGCAUGUAAAUAUAUGCCUUAAUUUACGGCUGAAAAUGAAGGGUCAAAUAAGAUGUUUAAAAGGAUGAUUGUUUCCACAAAUUAGUGCUAACACUCAGAUUUUUCUUUUGAUUUCAAUAUUUGGGGUGAUUCAUUGGAACAUGCCAAUAAAAUGAAGAGUGAACUCUUA
Molecule: messenger RNA, 2819 nt
Organism: Psammomys obesus (fat sand rat)
Lineage: Eukaryota; Metazoa; Chordata; Mammalia; Rodentia; Muridae
Gene: Sqle
Product: squalene epoxidase
Exons: 11
Coding region: 826-2547 (573 amino acids)
Biological process (GO): sterol biosynthetic process; cholesterol metabolic process
Cellular component (GO): membrane; endoplasmic reticulum
Molecular function (GO): flavin adenine dinucleotide binding; squalene monooxygenase activity
Source: RefSeq, a predicted model, not a curated record